Cryptosporidium muris RN66 is the source of this 4434-nucleotide messenger RNA. Its product is annotated as ABC transporter family protein. The record is from RefSeq and is a predicted model, not a curated record. Gene Ontology annotation, biological process: transmembrane transport. Gene Ontology annotation, molecular function: ATP binding; ABC-type transporter activity; ATP hydrolysis activity. Bases 1 to 4434 code for a protein of 1477 amino acids. Lineage: Eukaryota; Apicomplexa; Conoidasida; Eucoccidiorida; Cryptosporidiidae. Gene Ontology annotation, cellular component: membrane. The transcript has a single exon.
AUGGUGUUAGAUGAAAUCCAUCUACUUGGAACUUAUAAUAAGCAAAGUUAUGGGCAUCCUUUAGAAGUUAGCUUUUGGAGUAAACUAACUUUAAAAUGGUUAACUCCAUACAUAAAAGGUGCUUCUAAUAGUAAAUUAUUGUAUCCUUCUAAUUUUCCUAAAAUAUUAGAAGGGGAUUCAACAUUAAAAUGGGCUGACUUGUUAGAAGAAGAAAUAAUUAGACAAUAUAAUAGAAAUUAUUCACAUAAAAAAGAAUUUAAAGUACAUUUAUUUCAAGCUUUAUUUAAUAUUCUGAAAGUUCCUUUAUUUGUAAUGUUUUUAAUGAAAUUAUUAUUGGAAUUUUUGGGUAUUAUAGUUGCAGAUUUACUUCGAAGGAGCUUGGAGGUUAUAGAAAUUACAUAUAAUGGAAAUCUUAAGGGCUCUGAAUACAAUAGUAAUGUGAAUUAUGGCAUAAUUCUAGCAAUAAUAAUAAUUUGUUUGCAAUUUUUGAUGAUUUUAUUAUCUACACAAUUGGGUUUUUUUAUUUGUCGUCAAACUAUUAGGCUACAAGGAAGCAUCACUCAUGUACUUUAUAGAUCUAUUUUAGCAAGUGGGAGAAUUUAUGCAAGUAAUUACAAUUGGCAUAAUAAUAAAUAUAUUGAUGAAGAUAUACCUAAUAUUUAUAAUUACAUUUUAAUUGAUAUGAAUUGUACAACAAAACUUAUGGUUUCGAUUGUAGAUAUACUAAUUAUCCCAUGUAGACUUUGUUUAGUUUGUUUUUCACUUAAAAGAGCUAUGGGUAGUUCUUUAAUAUCUAACAAAAUCAUGCUUAGUGUUACUUUACUUGCUUGUUCAGUUAUGGUUUCUGAAUUAUGUAGAGCUUUUUUAAAACAGAGAUAUUUGUUAUCAAGAGAUACAAGAUUAUCAUUACUGAAUGAUAUAAUGAAUAGUAUUUCAUCUAUUAAACUUUUAGGAUGGGAAGUAAUCGCAUAUUGGCUUAUAAACAAAGCUAGAAUAAUUGAAAUAUGGAUUAGAUCAGCUUAUAUACCUUUUCAAUCAUUUUCUUCAGUGAUAUACUCUAUAGCCAAUAUAAUUACUCAAUACAUUUUACUAAGAACAGCCUUAAUUGUAUCAUUAACUUAUUACUUAGACUUUUCUCCUAGUGUAAUUAUUCCUACAUAUUAUUUACUAGAUAUGGCUUCUCAGAGAUUAUCAGACCUACCUGUAAUAAUAGCUACUAUUAUAGAAGGAAUGAAUUCUGCCUAUAGAAUGGAGUUAAUAUAUAAGAAGAUUUUAUAUUCAAGUGCUUGUGUUAAUAAGUUGAGUGGGGAAGUUUUUUAUGAUAAAUAUAAAACUAGAGAUUUGAUCCAGGAUAAUCCUGUAUUUUUAAGAGAUAUUAAGAUUCGAAUUCAGAUUCCAAAUCAAGAUAUUAAUAUCAAGAAGUUUACUGUUGAACGUGGUUCUAUUUCACUUAUUGAAGACUGUUGUCCUACAUUAUUACCUAUUUUUGUGCAAGUAAUUUUAGGUUAUCAUAAUUAUGAGGCUUUAAACAACAAUUCUCUUGUAGUGUUGAAACAUCUAGAAAAUAAUGCUUCAGUGCUUUGGUGUCCCAGUGAGCCAUGGAUUCCUUGUGGAACUAUUAAAUCUAUAAUAACAUUUGGUUCUCCUUUUUGUAAAACUAUAUAUGAAAAAGUUCUUUCCAUAUGUGAAUUAAAUACUGAUAUUGAGAACUGGAUAGAGAAAGAUGGUAGAUUUAUAGAUAAUAGGCAAAGUCUAAGUGGAGGUCAAGCUGCUCGUCUUGGUUUGGCUCGAGCAGUUUAUAAAUUCUGUUUUGAUAAUAAAUACCAUUAUAAUAAUUCACAACUAAUUAUUUUAGAGAAUACUUUGCAAUCAGUAGAUCUUUCAGUAUCACUAAAGAUCCUUCACCAUCUUUUUAUUGAUAAAGAUGCAGUAUUUAAUGGUGCUAGUGUCAUACUAAUACUAACUCAAGACCUUAUAAGAUACUUUGAUCGAAUGCUGCUUAAUAGUUCUCAAGAAAUAAAUAAAACAAAGUUUACUAGUAUUAAACAUUAUGUAUUUACAAAAUUUGGAAUUAUUGAUAACCCUACAAUUUAUUGUGAAAAUUUAUCUAACUUGGAUUCUAUAUCAGAAUAUAAUCAUAAUUCCGGAAAUUCAGUUGAUAAAUUCUUUUUUAGAUAUGAAAGUUUAGAUGAAUCCAUAAUGUCCAAUGAUACCUUUCCUCUUUUAGAGAAAAUAAAUGAAUAUGGAUCUGUUAGCUCAAGUACUUAUAAGAGAUAUUUUGAUGGAGUUAACAAACCAAUGUUAUUUAUUGUUGUCCUCGGAGUUUUUCUUUUAGUAUUGAGUACUUUAAUUGUUCAAUUUGGUUUAGCUUAUACUCUUGAAAUAAUUCCUAAGUAUUCUGAGGAUAAUGGAAAUAGUUUUAAUACAACUAAUCCAACACUUAUUCAAGGUAAUGCUCCCAUGACUGUUAUUUCAUAUGGGGUAUCCAGAUCUAUAGAUUCCCGUAAUUAUAAAGGUUUUAAAGCAAUAAACCUUAUUUUCAGAUAUAUUCAGAAUUGGUUUGGAUAUAAAAUACAUGGGGAUAAUUUUGUGAUAUCUUUAGAAUCUAUUUUGAACUAUUCUAGAUAUAUAAUUGGAUUUAUUUUCAUUGGAUAUUUUAUAAUACUAACAUUAGAAUCUAUAUUAUGUAUUCAAGCUAGUCAAACAAUUCACAAUAAUCUACUAUACUCAAUUAUAGUUCAUAGUUCUCUCCCAACUAUUUGUGGAAUCCCUAUAGGUCAGAUAAUUAAUAAAUUAGCUACAGAUUUAAUAAUAACAGAUUGGCAUACAAUGAGAUCAAUUGGAAGAGUUAUUUGGGGACUAACAUCUUUCUUAUUAAAUUUUAUAUUUUUAGCUAUCUUAGCUCCUUGGACAAUACCAAUUCUUGUUUUAAUAUUAAUUCUUGUCGCGAAAUUUGCUAUUAUUCCUAUAAUAUUUGCGGCAAGAAAUAUUCAAAGAACUAAUUUCGUAGCUCUCUCACCUAUAUGCUCAAUUAUGGCUUCAACUUGGAUAGGGACUAAAACAAUUGCUAUAUUUAAAAAUCAUAACUACUUUGAAAAUGUAACUUUGGGUAUGUUGGAGUAUAUUCAAAGAAUUAGAUUUAUUCAACACUCAUCACAGAUAUGGUGUAAUGUUAGAAUACAGCUAUUAAUACUUCCUAUAACACUAUUCAACUUUAUAUUUCCUUAUUUUGCUCCCAUGUUAUUGUCUUUUGUAAGAGAAUAUAGAUGGAAAUCUAGUCCUAGCUUCUUUCAAUAUCUAGAUAUCUUAUCUAAUCCUUUAAUAGUUUCCUGGGGAAUUGCUAGAUGUCUAUCCUUAGCUGAAAGUGCAACUUCUUUAUUAAUAGAUUAUGUACAGAUGGAGAAGGAAAUGUGCAGUGUUGAGAGGCUUCUUCAGCUUAAUUUACAAAUAUCUCUAGAAGAUAGCCUUAGAGGAUAUAUAUAUGCUAAAAAUAAUGACUUGGAAAAAGCUCAUCUUAAUAAGUUGGGGGUAUUUACUAAAAAAGAGCAGCUAAAUAUAAAUAAUUCUGAGGUUAAAAAAUAUAAUGAAGAUCCAACUUAUAAGUUUUGUUGUCCUUUAUUAUUAAAUCAAACUUCUUCUAGUAAUAUAGUACUUUCAUUACUUGAUGUAUCAAUUAAUUACAUGAUAUCCAGAGAACUAAAUAAAAUAACUCACAUUGUUGAAAACUGCAAUAUGUAUGUAGGUGUUGGACAAGUUGUUGGAAUUGUUGGAAGGACUGGAUCUGGGAAAUCAUCUUUAUUUAACUCAAUUGUUAAUAUAACUCCUAUAUGUAAUGGUUUAAUUAAACUUAAUGGUAUUUCUAUUCAUAGUAUACCAAGAUAUAUAUUAAGAAAUAAAAUAGGUGUAAUUCCCCAAUCAGUUUGUCUAAUGCCAAAUUCUACAAUUAGAGAUAUCAUUGAUCCUUACUAUGAAUAUGAAGAUGAAAAAAUUUAUGAAGUGAUAAGAAUAUGCUGUUUAGAUAAACUUCUUAUAAAUGAUUCUUUAAGUAUAGAUUUUAAGGUGACUCUUUAUCAAAUAAGUGACAAUGAAAUGACAAAAUUUAUGGCCUUUACCUCAGAUGAUCAAACAUUAACAAUAUCAAAUAUUCUAUUGCAAUAUUUACAUCUAUGUCAUAUUUUAUUAUAUUCUAAAAGGUAUAGUUUAAUUUUGAUAGAUGAAGUUGCUGAUCAUUCGAGUCAAGAAUCUGAGCACUUAGAUAUAAUGAGAAAAGGUUUUGAUGUAUUAGAUAUAAUCUCAAAUUACUGCUCUCACUGUGCGAUUGUUGUUAUUUCUCAUGAUCUUCACGUCAUAAAGAAAUGUAGUCAAUUAUAUGAACUUGAAGAAUCAAGACUUAAGAUACGGAGUUAUGAUGACAUUGUAAGGAAAUUAAAUUAA